AUGACCGAACAAUCCAAUGGCGACCGCCGCGCCUCCAAGUCGUCGCCGCCCACCGGCCGCCGCAGGGACAAGGCCCAGCUGUCGUGCAUGCUGUGCCGCCAUAGAAAAUUGCGAUGCGACCGCAGCCAGCCGUGCCAGAAUUGCUCCAAACGCGGCCAGUCGUGUGUCUAUGUCAACGCCGCCAACAACAACGCCCACGGCAAGCCCGGCCCGUCCGCGAAGCAGUACCCGGCCUACCUCAACGGCCUGCACGACCGCAUUCGCCACCUCGAGGCCAUCGUGCUGAACCUCGUCGGCCCCCGCGCCUCCGUCGCCGACAGCAGCGACCCCCAAGACGAGCCGCACAUCGCCGAGUCCGUCGAGCGCCUGAGCAUCGAUGACGAUGGCUCCAGCUACUUCGGCAGCUCGACGUGGCAGGCCAUCCUGGAUGAGAUCGGCUACAUGAAAGAUCUGAUUCCAGAGAGCCAAGAGAACCCGUUCUCGGCCCGCGACGAUGUGGACCAUGGAGGCUUGGACCUGUUGCUUGGCUCCAGGGUCUAUGUGGACACGUCCGAGCUGUAUGAUGCCAUCCCACCGCAGUCGGACGUUGAGCCGCUGGUGGAGUUCUUCUUUCAUAACAUGGAACUAUCCCCUCUGAUAGUUCAUUCUCCGACUUUUCGGAAGGAAUACGAGGCUUUCCUGAUCGACCCCACCGGCGUAUCACCAAUAUGGAUCGCUAUGCUCUUCGCCAUGCUGUCCCUGGCCUCCAAUUUCCGCCUCCUGUCCGGCGUCGAUCGCGGUGAGGAGGCCGCUCUCAGAGUCGCCGUCAAAAGCUACCGGGAGAAGUGCGCCCAGUGUUUGAUAUUAGGAGACUAUACGAAGCCCUCCAAACACAGCCUCCCUGCCAUGCUGUUGUAUCUCUCGUGUGAACGCUUGCGCAGGGAAGAAUACGAUAUCGGUCUUCCCAUGCUCUUUUCAAUGAUCGUGAGUCUGGCCAUGCGCAUGGGGUACCAUCGUGAUCCGCGGCACUACCCGAAUCUAUCCCCGUUUGAGGCCGAAAUGCACCGCCGCCUGUGGACCGUCCUUAUACAGUUUGACUUGAUAAUAUCCGUUGGGGUGGGACUUCCUAGGAUAAUCAAUGAGAAUCAUGCCGAUAAUACGCCGCCGCAUAACUUCCUAGAGGAGGAUAUCUCAGAAGACUUGACAGAACUGCCACACCCAAGACCAGCUGCCGAGCCAACUUUAGUGACAUAUGUCAUCGCCCGUAUGAGAAUGAUCAAGAUGCUUGGCCGGAUCACUGAUCUGGUCCACAACGCCGCCAAAACCCCGUAUGAUACGAUCUUAGAGGUAGAUCGCGACCUGUACUCGCUCUAUCAGCAGCUGCCCACAUUCUGUAAAGUUGGUGAAGGCCCCGAAAUAAACGACCCCAUGACUUUUCUCCAGCGGCUCUCAUUUGAGUCCCUGUACGAGCAAGCCCGGUGUACGCUGCACCGGAAGUAUCUCACCGUACCAGACCCGCGAUACGCGUAUUCACGCGGGGUCUGUGUGGACGCCGCGCUGCGCAUGCUCGCUCAACAGCGACUCAUGCAUGAAGAGAGCCAGCCGAAUCGAAUCCUGUAUAAGCAACGCUGGAAACUCCUCACGUAUCUCAACCGCGAGAACCUCCUGGCGACGAUGAUCGUCGGGCUGGAUGUGGAGCAUUCGUUAAGGCGCAGGGCGGCGCAGAAUUAUUACCCCCCCGUCGGCGACGCGGCCCUGGAAACCAAGCUUGAGGCCCUGGAACACUCCCAUGCCAUCUGGGAGGAGUACCGGUCCAUUUCGAAAGAAGCUGCCACAGCAGCGACCGCAUUGGCCAUCAUCCUCGCCAAAGCGAAAGAAGUCUUCGGUCCGCUGCCCAUUACAGACGGCACCGUCAUGCCUGGCAUGUCAAAUUGCACCAGCCCCGUGCAUAGCCUUCAGGGUGACCAGUACACCGUCAGCCCCAUCGAGUGUCUGCCGCCUCCGUCUAGCGCGACGGCUGGCCCUGCAGUUGCUACGGCCCUGCCAACACAGUACAUGCUAGGGGUCGAAACCAACGGCGGCGUGCUGAAUGAAAUGUCCGCAGGCGGCCAACCGCAAUUUCAAUACGAUCCCAAUCCCAUGUAUCCGCAGCCCGCUCCGCCGCCUCCGCCGCCUCCGCCGCCAACAAUGAUGCCGCCCGAGACUAGUCGGGCGUCGUUGUCGCCGAUGAGUUCCGGGAUAUCGCCGCCCCACGCCUAUAAGGUGAUGGAGUCGAUGAUCGACCAGCCGAUGAACCUAGGUUGGUGUGCGCUUUGGGAGAGCCAGUACCCUGGAAAUGGCGACUAUCCCAGGCCCGUUCCCACGGAAGAUGAAUUGUGGGAACUCAAUGGCAAUACUGCCAACAGCAAUGCUAACUGCAAUAGCGUCAACGCCACGAGUAGUGUUGUCUUCCCGCCCCCAGCGGUAGGCCCGCCGUUCCAUUCGAGCGGCGCAGCGGGGUAUCUUGCCUAG
Molecule: messenger RNA, 2490 nt
Organism: Ophidiomyces ophidiicola
Lineage: Eukaryota; Fungi; Ascomycota; Eurotiomycetes; Onygenales; Onygenaceae
Exons: 7
Coding region: 1-2490 (829 amino acids)
Biological process (GO): DNA-templated transcription; regulation of DNA-templated transcription
Cellular component (GO): nucleus
Molecular function (GO): zinc ion binding; DNA-binding transcription factor activity, RNA polymerase II-specific; DNA binding
Source: RefSeq, a predicted model, not a curated record